AUGAAGGGUUGGAAUGACGUAUCGUACCAUGGCUCGGAUCAAAUAUCAACCCCUAAUUUGGAUGCACUUGCCUCUAGUGGUGUGAUUAUCAAACAGUAUUAUAGUGAAGCCAUUUGCACACCCGCUAGAGCUGCACUUCUCACUGGGAAAUAUCCGAUGCGACUUGGUAUGCAAGGUAUGCCUUUGUAUAACUCCGAAGAUCGCGGUAUUCCGUUAACUGAAAGAUUGUUGCCGGCUCGUUUGAAAGAGCGAGGUUAUAAGACGCAUUUAGUGGGAAAAUGGCAUGUUGGAAUGUCUAAGAAAGAGUAUUUGCCAACAAGUCGUGGUUAUCACAGCCACUACGGUAUACGCGGUGGUUUCGUUGACUAUUAUACGUAUAAUAAAAUAGAGACGUUGCCUGAUGGAAGACUCUUCUACGGAUUGGAUUUCUUUGACAACGAUAUACCCCAAACCACAGAGGAGCGCUAUGUGGUCGAUGCUCUAACGGAUAGAGCUGUUGAAAUUAUUCACAAUCAUAAUACAUCAGAGCCACUCUUUUUGCAUUAUACUUCGUGUGCGCCACACGCUGGCAACGCAGGGGGGGCGCUACAACCCCCUCUUAACUCGUAUUUGGGAAACCGUCACAUCGCUAAUUCAGAUAGACGACUUUAUGCAGAAGUUGUCAGGCAUUUAGACUACAGCGUUGGAAGAUUGGUGCGAGCAUUGUCAGACAGAGGAAUUCUGCAUAAUACUAUUAUAGUGUUCAUAUCUGAUAAUGGUGCUCCGACGGUGGGCCAGUUCAGUAACUGGGGCAUAAAUCUACCCUUCCGAGGUCGAAAGCAAACUCCGUGGGAGGGAGGUGUUCGAGUGCCUGCUUUUAUUUGGCAUUCAUCUUUGAAACCCAAAGUUUGGGAUGGCUUAAUGCAUAUCACUGACUGGAUGCCCACAUUGAUUGCCGCAUCUGGUGGAGAAGUUGAUGAAAAAAUAGAUGGUGUCAAUCAAUGGCCAUCAAUAGUGCAAGGACAGAAGUCUCCUAGAAAGGAAGUUUUAAUUGCUGUUGAAGAUAGAAAUACCGUUUACGCCGCAUUCAGGGCCGGUGAUUACAAAAUUGUUAUUGGAAAUGUUACUGGGUUGGCCAAUGGAUAUUAUGGUGCCGAGUUUUUAGCUAAUAAAGAAGCACCACCUGAUUACUUUGCUUCUCUCGUUACAUCAGAUGUUGCGAAGGUUUUAGAAACACUGGGAAUUAAUUACGAUUACGGAGAAGUAAUGGCUACAAGACGGGCGGCGAUGGUUAAACAAAUAGAUCAAGUCAGGGACCAAGAACCAUGUGUACCAUCAGCAACUCGCGGUUGUUUAUACAACGUCCAGAAAGAUCCUUCCGAGAGUCACAACCUCUGGUCUCGAGGGCAAAAAAUUACAACUUUGUUAACAAUAAGGCUACGAGCUCUUUGGUCAGAAUUGCUCAGGCGUGGUUCAACCAAAUUGGACGAUGAAUCCGACCCUGCUAAUUUCAAUUAUAUAUGGUUACCAUGGAUAGACAAUAAUACAAUAAGUACAAAUGAGGCUACUAAAUCCAGUGGAAGUGUAAGAAAUGCAAAUUUACUUUCCUACAGCAGUAACCUUUACAAUUAUACUUUAUCCAGUAACGUUACUGGUUGUGAGUGUACUCAUGGUUUUCGUAACUUCUUAUGCCUCUUAAGGAGUGUGUUCAAAUGAAAGUACAAUUAUGAGACUAUAAACGUUCUCAAUAUUAAAUUGUGAACGUUCGGCAUUUAAGUAUUUUUAUACAAUAUAUUAUGUAAGUAACUUAACAAAUGACAAGUUUGUGUUUUUGUCUGUGUGUUUUUUUAAUAAAGUUGAUA
Messenger RNA from Zerene cesonia (dogface butterfly), 1841 nucleotides. RefSeq names its product arylsulfatase B-like. The transcript is spliced from 7 exons. NCBI's taxonomy places the organism in Eukaryota, Metazoa, Arthropoda, Insecta, Lepidoptera, Pieridae. The record is from RefSeq and is a predicted model, not a curated record. The coding region runs from base 1 to 1695 and encodes 564 amino acids.